Messenger RNA from Brassica napus (rape), 3244 nucleotides. RefSeq names its product protein OXIDATIVE STRESS 3 LIKE 2-like. The record is from RefSeq and is a predicted model, not a curated record. The transcript has 2 exons. Lineage: Eukaryota; Viridiplantae; Streptophyta; Magnoliopsida; Brassicales; Brassicaceae. Bases 1709 to 2101 code for a protein of 130 amino acids.
UUUUAUUAAUAAAAAUUAUUUUGUUUUGCUUUCAUUUCUGUUUUUUUUUUGUUUUUUGUUUUAAAAUAGCCACUGAUAUGUUGAUUAAACCGUGGCUAUACUUAGCCACGAAAAAAAAUAGUAGCAAAACCGUAGCUAAAAUAGCCACGAAAGUGCAAUGGAAAAACAGUGGCUAAUAGCCACGAAUAGCCACGGUUUUUUCUAGCCACGAGGCUAUAGCCACGUUUUUUUUUCUAUCCAUAAACGUGGCUAUUUUUUUGUAUAGCCACGAUUUUAAGCUGUAUAGCCACGGUUUUGUAGUGGCUAUACGACAGAUUUUUACUAGUGUUCCUCAAACAUCUGACGUUUACGCACCAAACUGACUGAGGCAGGAUAGAUAGUUGCAGUCACUAAUCAUAUCGCAUUGUUCAGAACAUAAAUAGCCACUUCUUUCUCUAUUUUUGUUCCUUCAUGGUUUCUCUACUCAAACGUUUUGAGAUGUAAGAACAAACAUUCAGAAACACGCCUCGGUUGGAUCCAACGAACCUUAUGGUCAGCAUUCAGCAAGCAUCCCAUGGUCCUGCGAUCAAAUACAUUUCACUAUCAAACCAGAGAAACUAAGCAUGAUUGAUUGAGAAAUUAGGGGUUUAGACAAGAAAAAUGUACCAUGACAAGCUUGAGAGCUUGUAGUUUAGGAGAAUGUUGGAGCAAACUCACAAGCAUAUUCGUCCAGCUAUCUUCACAUGAACAUAGCUCCAACCACAAAAGCUGAAACAAUACUGUAUGAACAACUUCGAAGAAGCAGAGUCCAUACUCAAUCACCAGUUCGUCCUUUGAGAAGAACACUAACCCCUUAGAGCAACCUUAAUGGUUGGGCAACAUUAAAAAUGAGGUUUUAAAAAAAAAAAAAAAAAAAAACCUUAAUGGUUGGGUUCUAAAAAUGAGGUUUUUAAAAACAAGACACUAUUAUUUUAAUUUAUUUUGUUUAAAUGUUUAAAGCCAAAUGACUAAACCACUAAUAUAUUGACAUGUACUUGUAGGAGUUGUAGAUAGUUUAUUCCCGAUAGUUAUUUAGGGACUGAUUGCUGUGUUUUUUAUUUUAUUUUCUUUUUAUCUUUAAAUACUUUAUACUACCGUUGGACCUGCUUUUAUGUUUUUAAUUAUUAUAAUUAUUAUUUUUAAUGCAAAAUAGUAUAUUGUCGGGGUUGUAUUUGCUAUUUCCAAAAUCGCGGCCUAUUUACACAAGACUAUAAUCGUAGCUACUUUGUAACAGAGUUUAUUGGAAUUAUUCGCGGAGCCCAAAACUGGUUAACUUUUUUUCUAUCACAAAAUGAUACAUAUUUUGUUGAACAUUAAUCAUAAGAGCAUAACUAAUUAGCAAUAAGAUAAAUAAAUUUAAAAUAGUGCUAUCUCUUAACAAUACCACUAUUAUAGCACCGAAAAUGGGCAUAACAUUUUAUGGGAAAUGCAUAUAGAAGGAAGGAGUGACCUGGCUCAGGAUAAGGGCUAACAAUACAUUUUUCUUUCAAUUCUUAUCUUCUACUCCUUUGUAAUAAUUAAUCUAAGAUUUGAUAUGAUUUGUUAUGUCAAAGAAAAAAAAGAUUUGAUUAGUUAUUUUUCUUUGUAUUCUUUUCCUUAUGUAAAAACAAGCAAACAAAGUACACACACGGAAACAGAAACUCAAAUAUAAAUAUCCAAUUCUCUCUUCUAUGAGAACAUAUUGAUUGUGAUGGAUAAGUUUGGUUGGUCCUUGUCGUCGUCUUCUCCGAUCGGAAAGAACAGUGAUGACGAAGGAGGAGAAAAUGAAGCUGAAUCUUCUUACAAGGGUCCUCUUGAUAUGAUGAAAUCUCUCGAAGAAGUUUUACCCAUCAGGAGAGGUAUAUCCAAGUUCUACAAAGGGAAGUCCAAGUCAUUCAUGAGCUUAAACAAUACUGAAUCCUUGUCGAUGAAAGAUUUAGGGAGGCCUGAUAACCUUUACAGUCGCCGCCGGAGAAAUCUUCUCAAUCACCGGCUUUGUAGUCGCGGUGGGAUCUCGAAGAAACCACUCAAGGCCAACUUCACGGUGGUAUCUUCCUGCGGCGAUGAUUCGUCUUCAGCCUCUAAUUUAAAACAUCAGCAUUGACUGAUACCAUUGAUAGAGUAUCUCUAACGGAAAUGUUUUUUGUUAAGAAUUAGAAUUUUAAAUAAAAAUGAAUGGAUUAAUAAGAAGACACAAACUGAGAGACUAUCUCAGUUUUUUUAUCUUAAGCCUCUUCCCAAAUAAACGGUUUUAAAGAUUUGUAACUCUCUUUGCUUAAUUUUUUGAUUAUUUUAAAUUCUAAAAACCCACUGCCUAUGAGUCCUGCCCUUAUACUUUGCGUAAUCAACUUGAUGAAAAAGUUGAAACUGUCUUUCUCAGUCCGUGUGCUAACGGUUUCGAUUUUUUUCAAGGCAUGCCACACAAUCUUCUUACUAGCUAGUAUAUAAGUCUGUCUCUGUACCCCCUCAAUAUCAUCCUAUUGUAUUCCCUCAUUCUCCAUAUAAGACAUUAAUAGUACAAACUUCUUUUUACCCCCCUCAAUCUCUACAAAAAGGCCUCUUGUUUUAUUUUCCGAAUUUUGUUUUAUGAUUCUAUCGACCUUUGUUACGGUUGGUUAUUGGAGACAUUAUUUAAGUAUUAAUAAAGUGUUGGAUGUGGAUGACGAGAGUUAAUUGAGAAAUACGGUAGACACUACACAAGAAGAAGCGUUUAUUAGAAUCCAAAUUCUGAUAACUUUAUGUGUUCAGAUUUCGUAAAUUCCUAAGAAACUAUAAAAACUUCAAAAAGAAAUAGAAAAAGAGUUAGAUCGAUGGAAGAUAAAAUGUGGAAUAUGAGUAACUGCUAGGUAAGUCAAUUGUUAUAGCACUUCUUGUUUACACAGUUAUUCUCUAAUUAAUGGGUCUUUUAAAUAUGCUAAUAGGUCUUUGCUCACAAUUUUGCGGAUAAUUAUAUUAUAUUAUAUGAAGAAAUAUAUAUUAUGUUUACAGUGCUAUAAUUUUUGAAUAAUAAUUAAAAAUUUUAAUUUUAAUUUUUAAUUUCAAAUAGUUGGAUAAUCCAAAAAUUCAGUAUAUAUUUUUAAAUUAUCUGUGAGAUUUAAAAUAGUUCAACAACGUAAAUCUUAGUCAUUACAAAUAAUUCUCUUAUAGAAAAACAAUAUUAUAAUUAAUUCAGAUAAUUAGUUGUAGAAUUAUUUUAUAUUUUAUUUUAACACGUGAAAAAACCAAGAAUACUCUAGCUUUCAAGAAA